AUGACUUCAUCUGACCUGAUUUCAAAACAUGAACAACUUGAUCAAUCAAAUUAUAUGACAAAUGAAACAUUUUCUAUUCUACUUGAACCUUCAUAUAUUUAUUGUGGUAUAGCUUAUAUUCCUCAACCACGAAAUGAACUUGCUAUUGUUUUUGCACAUAAUGAUAAAAAUAUAUUAGAAUUACGUCGAACAGAUGAUAAUAAUUUUGAUAUAAUUCGCUCAAUUGAAUUAAAUGAUAUAUCUUUAUCUAUUGAUGAUUUCGUUUGGUGUUCACAUCGAAAUGAAUUUUUGUUUAUGUCAAAUGGACAGCUAAUAACAUAUAAUCUUGAACAAGAACAAAUAACAAAUACCUUACUUAUUGAUAAAGAUAAAAAUAAAUGUCGUAUUGCAUGUAAUUCAACAUUAAUUGCAUGUGUAGAUUCUCGAACAUUAAAAUUAUAUGAAAUAAAUACAUUAAAAUAUCUUCGUCAAAAACGUCUUGAUCAUGUUUGUGAAGAUAUUGAAUUUGAUGAUCAAUAUUUUGUUUCAACACAUACGGGAAAAUUAGAAUUUUUAGAUCGAACACUUUUUUCUACACGACGUUUUGCUAUUGGUGGUACAUCAAUAUGCCAAUUUAAUACAAAAUUAUGGCUUAUUGCUGAUGCAUUUGAUGAUCGUCUUUUAUGGCAAUCACUUGAUAAACUUUUACUAACUAUUUGUCAUAUACAUCAACCUAAAUCAAUUGCUGUUAUUCCUACUAUAUCUCGAAUUAUUGUACAAUGUAAUGAUCCAAAUCGAUUAUUAAUAUUUGAUUCAAUUAGUAUUAAUUCUUCUGCAUAA
This is a messenger RNA of Rotaria sp. Silwood2, 819 nucleotides long. The record is from the annotation of a GenBank genome assembly. NCBI's taxonomy places the organism in Eukaryota, Metazoa, Rotifera, Eurotatoria, Philodinida, Philodinidae.